AACUUCUUCUGUAGUUUGUCGGACAUUCUUUCGGUUCUUUUGCCAAGCGAAUGGUCGACAUGGCGAUAGAUAGAUCCCCAACAUGAUACAUUUGGACAUUUAUUUUCAUUUAGGCGAAUGUUUGCCGCUGAGCAGGUGCAGGGGCGUAGAUGAGAGAUUGGAAGAUCCAAACAUCGACAGGGCCGAUAUCAAACGUCAUAGUGUUAGAAGGGGUUGUUUAUUUUCACAAAUACCUGUGUCUUUGUUGGCGGGGGGGCAGUAUUUCUUUACUUCUUUGCACUUUACUUAACUUUGCUUGGAGGAAAGUAUGCCGUAAAAGAGAAUAAGGGAGUCAUUUAUUGCUGUAUUCAUAUACAUUAGACUAUAUUAUUAUAAUAUUAUUGGAAUAAAGUCAGAAUAUUACAAAAAUAAAGCAUACAAAGGUUACAGUCUUUAGGUAGAAAGCUGACAUUUGAAAAAUGAAAGAAAAAUGCAAAAAUGGGUGAAAAAAUUGUAGAGUGACAUUGAUCUGAAUAAUAAUAAUAAUAAUAAAUAGUUUUUCACCGACACGAGAAUGCUGAGAUGAAGUAUACAUACAAUGUUGCAUAUAUAGAUGUAGUAUAUAUAUGUAGUAUACAUACAGUACAUACAGUAACUUUCAUAUUUCCUCACCUUUGGGCACGCCUGAUUCAGACCCCGCCCCGCGUCCUUCCCGCUGAUGUGAUUGGCCCGAGUGCUCGGCGACCUCCAGUCAGGCUGGGGCACGCCCGCCUGCUUCGCUGAAGGCCACGAGGGGGCGUGGCAAAAGGUGUGAAAAGCCAGCAAACUAUGUGCCAUCCUGUUCAGACCUGACGCAUCCGCUCUUCCUCCGCAUCCUGCACGCCCCCCUUGGAACACCAUGGCGUACUCCACCGGCACGCUGGCGCAAGGCUGCUUCGGGAAGGUCUACCGUGAGAAGUACCGGGACACCUGGGCCGCCAUCAAGAAGGUCCCGCAGCAUCUGAUCAGCAGGAAGGACCUGGAGAGGGAGUGUGAGGUGUACAACAAAGCUGACCACCCCAACAUCGUCAAGCUGCUCGGCAACAUCAACCUCAAAGACGGGAAAUGGAUCAUUCCGCUGGAGUUCGUCUUCGGAGAGGACCUGGAGACCACCAUCUUCAAGGCGGCCAAGUCCAAAGUACAGCUCACGCCUGCUAACAGAGGCAAGAUCAUCGUGGGCAUGUGUGAGGGUCUGCUGCACCUCCACUCCAAAGACAUCGUCCAUCAAGACCUCAAACCCGAGAACAUCAUGGUGGAACACAACACAAACCGAGCCGUCAUCAUCGACCUGGGCCUGGCCAAGUUCUUCCGCAGCGGCCUCAACUCGGCCGUGGACAUGGGCAACGAGGCCUACUCGGCCCCCGAGGUGCUGCAGAGGCGCAGCCAGCGCGACCAGCGCUCCGACGUGUGGGCCAUGGGUAAGAUCAUCGCCGAGCUGUGCGCUCGCGUGCGCCUGCACACCCCCAGCGUGUGCCCCGCCAAGGUCAGGGAGGUCAUGCGCGAGCAGCCCUACUGCCAGGCCGUGUGCCGCAUGGUGGAGAGCAACCCCGCCCUCAGGGCCUCCAUGCUGGGCGUCAUCACGGACAUGAGGAGCGCCGCCGCGGGCGUGGCCCGCCUCAACUCGCCUUCGCCUCACGUUCCCGGGAGGAACCGCUCGGCAUCGCCGGCUCCCAGGGGAGCAUCCCCGUUCGACAAAGAUCUGUCACCGGCGAGACGGGGAGCGUCCCCCUUUCAAAGAGAGAACCGGGGCCCCUCCCCGCUGGCAUGGGAGCGCACCCCAAGACCAGAGCUGAAAGUGGGCCACCACCGAGCCAGACACUUCCGCUCCCUGUCCCCGCACAGGACGGAGGUCCACAACAAGAACCACCAAGCUCCGGUCCCAGCCGGUGCCCUGGACCUGAGCAAGGACAUGCUGAAGAUGGGCCUGUACCGGGACGCCGCCCGGGACCUGCCCUGCAACCUGCCCGCCACCGGCCGCGUGCUGGUGCGCCGCUUCGAGGAGAAGAACGGCGCGGUGGAGACGUGGGAGCAGAAGGAGGUGGUGACGCGGGACGGGAAGAUCGUCAAGUACAACGACGUCACCUUUAACAGCUCAUAAUGGCGGCGGGCCGAGUCCGCGCCGCACGGAGCCUCGGGCGCUUCGGGCAAAUAUUAGCGUUGUUUUAGCAUGAGCGGCUUCAAAAACUGUUUGGGUAUUCCAAACGCUUUCUCGCGCCUUCCAGACCACAAGAUGGCCUCCGAGGGAGUCCACGCCUGAGCCAACCUGCCAGGAUGGGACAAUUCCAGACGUUCCUGUUUUCCAUGCUAAUGUUGACAGGGGUACCACCUGGAAGUGGUUGCUAUGCGACUACGGCCAUUUUGACAUGCCUGCUCCCCCUGCCGGUUUGGUGUGGGGGUUCCAACGUGGGACCUGUUCCCUUUUUGGGUCAUCACGGGUCUGCACUAGGGCCCGGCCUUAUGGACCAAAACUCAUAUACCCAUAUAUUUAGGUUAUUUAGUAUACUAUGUAAUAUACCGUAUAAUAUACCAUGUAAUAAACCAUAUAAUAUACUGUAUAAUUUACCAUAUAAUAUACUGUAUAAUAUACCAUAUACGUAAUAUACUGUAUAGUAUACCAUAUAAUACACCAUAUAAUAAACCAUAUAAUAUACCAUAUAAUACACCAUAUAAUA
This is a messenger RNA of Doryrhamphus excisus (bluestripe pipefish), 2690 nucleotides long. RefSeq lists its product as uncharacterized. The record is from RefSeq and is a predicted model, not a curated record. Lineage: Eukaryota; Metazoa; Chordata; Actinopteri; Syngnathiformes; Syngnathidae. Gene Ontology annotation, biological process: peptidyl-serine phosphorylation. Gene Ontology annotation, molecular function: ATP binding; protein serine/threonine kinase activity.